Striga hermonthica is the source of this 939-nucleotide messenger RNA. NCBI's taxonomy places the organism in Eukaryota, Viridiplantae, Streptophyta, Magnoliopsida, Lamiales, Orobanchaceae. The record is from the annotation of a GenBank genome assembly.
AUGGUUUCGUACGUCGGAGCGCUGCUGUACGGUGCCGGUGGGAUCGCGGUGGCCGGCAUGGCGUUGCUCGUGGUCUUUCAGGAGAAGCUCGUCUACGUUCCGGUCUUGCCCGGUCUCGCCAGGUCCUACGCAAUCACCCCCGCCCGGCUCCGCCUCCUCUACGAGGAUGUCUGGCUCACUUCCUCCGACUGCGUCCGCCUCCACUCGUGGUUCAUUAAGCUCUUCCCCGAAUGCAGAGGUCCAACUAUUCUCUUUUUCCAGGAAAAUGCAGGAAACAUUGCUCAUCGUCUUGAAAUGGUUCAAGUAAUGAUGCAGAAACUGCAAUGCAAUGUUUUCAUGCUUUCUUAUAGAGGUUAUGGAGCUAGUGAUGGAUUUCCUUCACAACAUGGCAUUACAAAGGAUGCUCAGGCUGCAUUGGAUCAUCUGGUUCAGAGAACAGAUAUUGACACGUCCAAAAUUGUAGUGUUUGGAAGAUCUUUUGGAGGAGCUGUUGGGUCUAUGUUAACCAAAAACAAUCCAGACAAGGUUGCUGCGCUAAUAUUGGAAAAUACUUUCACAUCUAUCUUGGACAUGGCUGGAGUUAUGUUGCCAUUUCUGAAGUUAUUUAUUGGAAAAACUAAGGGUCCCAAAAUUCUGAAUUUUCUAGUCCGUUCCUCAUGGAACACCAUUGAUGUUAUUGGUGAGAUCAAACAACCAAUACUUUUCCUCUCUGGACUAAGGGAUGAAGUGGUUCCUCCAUGGCACAUGAAGUUGUUAUAUGCUAAAGCAGCUGCACGCAAUCGGCAGUGCUUAUUCAUAGAUUUUCCAACUGGCAUGCAUAUGGAUACGUGGUUGUCUGGUGGUGAUCGUUAUUGGGCGACAAUUAAGGAGUUCUUGGCGAAAAGGAUCCAAGAAAAAAAAGAUAAUGACUCUUCUGCAGUUGUUCUCUCGAAAGCUUGA